Molecule: messenger RNA, 2548 nt
Organism: Syngnathus typhle (broad-nosed pipefish)
Lineage: Eukaryota; Metazoa; Chordata; Actinopteri; Syngnathiformes; Syngnathidae
Gene: ssx2ipa
Product: synovial sarcoma, X breakpoint 2 interacting protein a
Exons: 14
Coding region: 487-2274 (595 amino acids)
Source: RefSeq, a predicted model, not a curated record
CCGUCUGUGUGUCAUUUUGCCCCUAAUUGACGAAAACUAUAAUUGCAUCUUUAUUAUUUCAUUUAUUUCAAUUAUGUUGUUAUGGUCUGUGCAUAUUUUUUAGGUUGGUUUUACGUUGACGGGCGUUUUCUCACUAUUCAGUAGUUCGCCUUGGGCUUGUCACACCGAACCCAUGAUCUCAUGGAGAAAUGCCAGGAUUUUAAGACCUUGCCUUUGCGUUACAUAAUUCAAAUAUUUCAGAUUAUUUGCACUCUUUACAUGCCGUUCAGUGUUGCUUGGUGUCCUGUAACUUUGAUAAUCUUCUUCAAAUCGAAGCCUGGCUGUCGUCAGCGUUUUCGCCAGAUUAUCCUUUGCCACUCCAUCUCACAGCUUCAUGCUCCCAACACAGAGCAUCCAGGGGGAGCUUGUGAUCCACCAGCUGACUGCUAAUCCUCUGUGGCUGAUAACUUGUGACCUAGCAUCCUUGUGUCCUCAUGCGUUGGUGAUAUGGGAGAGUGGUGGACAACUGCGACAGGAGACUCGUCUAUGGGAGCCUAUGAGAUCUCUAGCAUUUCACAUGUGACGAUGUCCCCGUCAAGACAGAACAACCUUGUGUCACUGCAGCCUUCGUUUAAGAACUACAAUCUGCUCGCAGUCUUUUGCACAGAUGACAACAUCCCGCAGUGUAUCUCCUACAUCAAUCAGGAGUUCUCCUCCCUGGGUCUCUCCUCAUGCAUGGAGCUAAGAUCAGCAGGAGGCGCAGGCCUCAGCGCAGUGCCCGCUUUGAACGCUGCUUUCGAGCUGCUGCAGAUCCACAGGCGCACUCUGGCCAGUUUGGAGGAGAUUGAGAAAGAGCAGUACAAGAGGUCCAGCACCUUGGAUCACAUGCAGAUGAGCAAUUCAAGACUUAGGGAUCAGCUUGAACUGUCCAUUCGGGAGAAAUCGGGUUUACAUGAAACCGAAAGGCAGCUUCAACUCAAAAUAAAGACUCUACAAAGUUGCCUGAAGACGGAGAAAGAUGAGGUCCAAAAGCUUCACAGUAUAGUUGCCAGCCGCGCGUCGCAGUAUAACCACGAUGCCAAGAGGAAAGAGAGAGAGUCGGCGAAGCUCAAGGAACGUCUCAGUCAGCUACUUGUGGACAGAAGAGAUAGAAAAUUGGCUAUUGACGUGCUGAAUUGCAUUGGACGAGCAGACGGCAAAAGGAGCCACUGGAAGACCGCCAAAGUCACAGCCAGUCACGAAGGGCAGAUGUAUAAAUCCAUGUUGCGUGACUACGAAGCAACCCAGCGGUCACUGAUGCUGGAGAAUGCAGAGCUAAAGAAGGUCCUACAGCAGAUGAAAAAAGAAAUGGUACACAUGUUGAGUCCACGCCAGGUGCCAUGCAGAGGAGCAGGCACUGAUGACAGCAAAGAGGCGUUGGAUUCUGAUGGGGAGGAGAAGACAGGUGACUCCAGUAAGGAAAUACUGGACCGGUCCUGUGACCCAGCGAGGGAGGAGCUCACCAACAGCAUUCGCCAACAAUGGAGGAAAGUGAGGAGCCACAUGGAGAAAUUGGACCACCAAGUUAAAAAUCAGGUGGAGUCCAAUAAGGAGGUGAUCCCGAGGGAAACCCACGAGGACGAGAUGGAGAGGAUGAGGCGCGAAGUGCAGCAGUGCAAAGAGUUCAUUCACACACAGCAGCAACUCCUCCAGCAACAACUGAACGGGUCAUUUGACGACGAGACGGCCGGGCUCCUUAGUGACUGCUACACUCUGGAAGAGAAGGAGCGGCUCAAAGAGGAAUGGAGGCUAUUUGAGGAGCAGAAAAGGAAUUUUGAGAGGGAGAGAAACUAUUUCACUGAGGCCGCUAUCCGCCUCGGACGAGAGAAAAAGGCUUUUGAGGAGGACCGUGCCUCAUGGCUGAAAAGUCAGUUUCUAAACAUGACCCCCUUUGACAACCGGAGUAGAUGCUCCUCAAUUGAUGGUUAUAGUGCCUUAUCGAUCAGAAGCGAGCCAGAGACGAGGGCAUCUUCGGCGAAAAGCCAGUUUUCCAAAUCCCUAAACUAUACAUCGUUCUCUACUGCUAAACCUGUUCCUGCACAGAGCAACAUGGUGCCAUCCACUGCUGAACUUAACCGGCCAUUCUACCUAAUCCCAGACUCUAGUUCCUCUGGGUGUUUAAAUCGAGUACGGCGGCAAGAGGCCAGCAGCACGUUGGAAGAUGACAGAGACUAUCGUGUCAUGGCCAAAAACGGAGUCUACAAUGGAGACUUGAGUAUCUUCUCUCUCGAGACUGAUCAGAGCAGCCUCACUUAAGAGCCAAUGUGGCUGAGGAACUCUUGAAUAUUUUUUUUCAUACGUGCAUACCGAUCAGUGACCAAAUGAACAAGAACGCACUUUAUAAAAGUCUGCUCUGAAAGGGGCUGAGAAUUUUACCAUGUACUGAUAUGAUUGGUUUUCUUAUUCUAUCGAAGCCCUGUUGCUCUUAAAUGUUUUCAAAGAUAAUAUGAUGGACAGUCAGUUGAUUACUUCAAUACAUUUUUGUGUAAUAUCUAUAUAAGAUGAUUAAUAAAGAGUUAUUUGAUUUAAA